Messenger RNA from Trichoplusia ni (cabbage looper), 2026 nucleotides. RefSeq names its product sex peptide receptor-like (gene SPR). Gene Ontology annotation, cellular component: membrane. Gene Ontology annotation, biological process: G protein-coupled receptor signaling pathway. The coding region runs from base 509 to 1777 and encodes 422 amino acids. The record is from RefSeq and is a predicted model, not a curated record. The transcript has 9 exons. Gene Ontology annotation, molecular function: G protein-coupled peptide receptor activity. NCBI's taxonomy places the organism in Eukaryota, Metazoa, Arthropoda, Insecta, Lepidoptera, Noctuidae.
AUCAACAGUUUCAGUAGGCUCGCCUUCAGCUUCGCCAGUCGUGCCCCGAUCGUCGCGCCGGACGGUUGUGUGUCUUUAUCAUUUCAUCGCGAAUUACGACUCAACAUAUUAUGUAAAAAAUCUCGUGAUAUUAUGAAUCUGCAGUGUUUUGUAAAAUUCCUCAGUGUUUCUUAAUAAUUGUUCGUUAAUUUUAAAUUUUUUUGCAGUAAUAAUUGUUUGUUUCCCGGAUAACUUUUUUCCUGAACGUUUGAUGGUUAAUCGUGUGUGUUGCCAUUUAUAUUGUUUUUAACGUUCUGUUUUUGAAAUUUAUUGGUUUUUACUCUGUAUUUGUGGUUUUCGAGUGGUCCCUGCUUUGUUUGGAUUCGAAAAGAAGAUUGAUUCAUUGGUUUGGGUGUAAGGACCACGAAGAAUAUCUUAGCUGUUGGAAUAAGAUCGUGUUUCCAGUCAAGCAGUUUGAAAAGCCAAUAUGACGUGACAACAUGAGAAAAAAAUAGCAAACAAAUCCAAGAUGGCGGCCUCCGACAAAGACUGGGUUGACUACUUCGGCGACUUCAAUUCGACGAAACUGUCAGUUGACACUGACACCGAUUUUGACAAUUCGAAGAAUAAUUUCAAUUAUUAUGACAAUCAGACUGGGUACCCUACAUAUUCGAACUUCAGCGCUGAUGAUUUCUGCCAGUCGAAUCAUUCGCAUUUUUAUUUGAAUGUCACUUGCGAGUUCCCGAUCAAUUAUGCUGAACCUAUGUAUGGAUAUAUCGCCCCGUUCCUCCUAGCAACAACCACAGUAGCUAACACGUUGAUCGUGGUGGUGCUCUCUCGCCGGCACAUGCGGACCCCCACAAACGUGGUGCUCAUGGCCAUGGCCCUUUGCGACAUGUUCACGAUGCUGUUCCCUGCACCCUGGCUGUUCUACAUGUACACCUUCGGCAACCAUUACAAGCCGUUGAGUCCUGUCAGGGCCUGUCAAGCGUGGAAUUAUAUGAAUGAGGUGAUACCAGCAAUGUUCCACACGGCGAGUAUCUGGCUGACCCUAGCGCUAGCAGUACAACGCUACAUAUACGUCUGUCACGCGCCCGUAGCCAGAACUUGGUGUACAAUGCCAAAUGUGAUGAAGUGCCUGAUCUACAUCGGAGUGGCGGCCUUCCUGCACCAGCUGCCUCGGUUCUUCGACAGGCGCUACGUGCCUCAGAUCACCGUCUGGAGAGGCCACUUCGAGGAAGUCUGCAGCAUUGAGAUGGCGCCAUGGGUGCACGCGAUAUCGCUGGACGCGUACUUCAUAUCGUACUACGGCUUCCGAGUCCUGUUCGUGCACCUCAUCCCUUGCACCUCUCUCGUGGUCCUCAACGUGCUCCUCUUCAGAGCCAUGAGGACCGCCCAGAUCAACAGGCAAAGACUCUUCAAAGAGAACCGAAAAUCCGAAUGCAGGAAGCUUAGGGACUCGAAUUGUACCACUCUCAUGUUAAUCGUCGUUGUCACCGUCUUCCUAAUGGUUGAAAUACCAGUUGCCGUUGUCACAAUACUCCACAUCAUCUCCAGCACAAUCGUCGAGAUCCUAGACUAUUAUAUAGCCAACAUUUUAAUCCUCAUCACCAACUUCUUCAUCCUAGUUUCCUAUCCCAUCAACUUUGCGAUUUACUGCGGCAUGUCGAGGCAGUUCAGGGAGACGUUCAAGGAGUUAUUUAUUAGGGGCGCGGUGACUAGUAGGAAAAAUGGCGGAUCUAGUAGGUAUUCCCUUGUAAACGGACCUAGGACGUGCACGAACGAAACCGUACUCUAGAUCUGUUUCUUUUUGUAAAUAUCUUAUGAUAGAGUAAGAUUUUUAAUUGUUUUCUUUUUUGUUGUAAUUUAGGACAUAUCAAUUAUAUGAAAACCACUUUACAGGAUACAAUUCAUAAUGUUAUUAAAACGGACUUUCAAAAAGAAACAUAUUUUGUUGUUUGUUAAAAUAAAAAUGCAGAAAAAAAGCACAAAUGUUUUAAUGUAAUUAGAUAAAAAUGAGGCGCGUCAAUUUUUUACAAAAUUUCAA